Messenger RNA from Mandrillus leucophaeus (drill), 563 nucleotides. RefSeq names its product chemokine (C-C motif) ligand 16 (gene CCL16). Bases 62 to 400 code for a protein of 112 amino acids. Gene Ontology annotation, biological process: G protein-coupled receptor signaling pathway; inflammatory response; lymphocyte chemotaxis. The record is from RefSeq and is a predicted model, not a curated record. NCBI's taxonomy places the organism in Eukaryota, Metazoa, Chordata, Mammalia, Primates, Cercopithecidae. Gene Ontology annotation, molecular function: CCR chemokine receptor binding; chemokine activity. The transcript is spliced from 3 exons. Gene Ontology annotation, cellular component: extracellular region.
ACCAGCAGCAGACGACAUCUUCACUCAGCUCUCCCUGAAGCUGUACAGCCCCGCUGAAAGGAUGAAGGUCUCCGAGGCUGCCCUGUCUCUCCUCCUCCUCAUCCUUAUCAUUACUUCUGCUUCUUGCAGCCAGCCAAAAGUUCCUGAGUGGGUGAACACCCCAUCCACCUGCUGCCUGAAGUUUUAUGAGAAAGUGUUGCCAAGGAGACUGGUGGUGGGAUACAGAAAGGCCCUCAACUGUAACCUGCCAGCAAUCAUCUUCAUCACCAAAAGGAACCGAGAAGUCUGCACCAACCCCAGUGACGACUGGGUCCAAGAGUACAUCAAGAAUCCCAACCUACCUUUGCUGCCCUCCAGGAACUUGGCCACGGUUAAAAUUAUUACAGCAAAGAAUGACUAAGCCCAGCUCCUCAACUCCCAGUGAUGACCAGGCUUUAGUGGAAGCCCUUGUUUACGGAAGAGAGGGGUAAACCUACGAAAACAGGAGAAGCCUUAUUAGGCUGAAACUAGCCAGUCACAUUGAGAGAAACAGAACAAUGAUCAAAAUAAAGGAGUAUUUCGAA